Molecule: messenger RNA, 1685 nt
Organism: Scheffersomyces stipitis CBS 6054
Lineage: Eukaryota; Fungi; Ascomycota; Pichiomycetes; Serinales; Debaryomycetaceae
Exons: 1
Coding region: 1-1527 (508 amino acids)
Molecular function (GO): protein binding
Source: RefSeq, a predicted model, not a curated record
AUGAUUUCAAUUCUAUUAUGGCUCACGUCUGCCAAAGCACAUCCAGUCGACUUUGACUCGCCCAAUGAACGACCACCGUACAAUCGAGAGGAUCCGAUCAACGAAGCGAUGCUUAUAGCGUUUUUUGUGUCGAUUGGAAUCUUCUUGCUCUUCACGGCUCUGGCUAUCAUAUUCGUCGUAGUAAGGCGAAAACUCGGCUUGUCGGAAGAUGACCUCAUGAGAGAAGAAGAGAACCAGGCAUACUUGGAACUCAACUCUGAUGAACAGGAACUCUUUUUCCAAAGCAAAGACUACCUCCAGUCUAAUCCUUAUUUCCGCGGAGAGCUUACUCUUUCUCAGAAUCUUCUGAUUCAGGAAAAAGGCGUGAAUGCAUUUGAGUUUCAAAAGGAUAUCAUGCUCACUAAUAACGAUCUUAUGAUCAUCAACAAAACCGAGCUCAAUUUCUUCAAGACCUUCGAAUGCCUGACGGUGACGAACUUGCCUGUUCCCAUGAAAAACGAGGUGUACUACUUCGAAAGUAAAAUCUACUCAUUGCCAGAUCCUGACAACACCGUGAUCUCUGUAGGAUUAGGCGUAAAACCUUACCCCUGGUUCCGUUUACCCGGGAGACACUUGCAUUCCAUCUGCUACGAUUCGACAGGCUAUAGACGGUUCAACCAACCAUUUAAGUUUAGUGGCGAACCUCCUUUCCCCAAAAUUAUCGAAGGGGAUGUCAUUGGAGUAGGCUACAGAGUCAGAAGUGGAACUGUCUUCUUUACUAGAAAUGGUAAAAAAGUGAGCGAAUCAAAGCUAGGUGGCCAUAUUCGUAAUUUUAAGAUCGCCCAUCAGGGCCAGAUAUACCCCAUUGUUGGUGCUAACAACUUGUGCUCUGUUCACGUGAACUUAGGCCAAUGUGGGUUUGUGUUUAUAGAAGGCAAUGUAAAAAGCUGGGGAUAUGCUCCGUUAGAAGGAACUGGACCUGCUCCUCCGGCUUACAACAAGUUCAAUGCUGACAUCUUGUUAGAGCGUUCAGAGAUAGACGAUGACAACGACUUGAGUGAACGUGAAGACGAUUUCCCACCAGACUUUUGGGAAGUCCAUGGUCGUGAUGCAGAUGGUAAUACAGACGUAGAAGUGGGAAGUAGCAGUGGACUCAUGGACCAGGACAAGUUUAGCUACAAUGCUUACAGCGACGUGAAUUCUAACGACGAGAGAAUCACGUUGGACAGCUUAGCACCUCCUAAUAGACCACCUUCGUAUAGUAGCGAAGAGGAUGAAGAUGUUUCGCAGGACAUGGACACAACGAUCGAAGAAGGAGAUACGAUAUUCGAGGAUCCCUUGAACGAAAUGGAGGUUAGCGAAGAGGACAGAAGCAGCAAUGUUCAUGUAGACGCUGUUCUAGAACACUCUGAGAGCAACGAAGAAGUAGAAGAAGUAGUGCUGGAAGAAGAAGGGCAAGAAGUAGAGGUACAAGAAGAUGAAGCAGAACAAGAAACAGAGGAAGAAGUUGCAGGAGAAGCUGAUCAUGACAGAUCUCCAGAUGUAUGAUACCGUUGCAUUCAUCUCUUCAGUUCGUAAAGGUAAUACUUGCACUUGCAUAUUUUUUUGGGUUCAUUCCAGGUAAUAGACUUCGUUUUCAUCACGAAAACAUUACCUAACGUUUUUAGUUCUUAUAGAUCGAUUAGUACAAUAUUAGUGAUUUUCAG